AAGGAAACCAGAGCACCCAGAAGAAAACCCACACAAGGACCCUGGCCGGGGAAUCGAACCCAGGACCUUCCACUGUGCUGCCCUGUUGAGAUAUACGGAGUGUCAGAGUGACGGGUGUUGGAGUGGCAGAGUGUCGGGGUGUCGGUGUGACAAGUGACGGGUGUCGUGUGGUGGGUGUCGGUGUGACGGGGGUCCUGUAGUGUCCGCUGUAACAGGAUGAGGUGAAUCAGGACGUCGUGUGAUUCUUCUGAUGGAGGCCACGUUCCUCAUUCUGCUCCUCGUCCUUCUCCUCCCUCCCUCCGUCUCCUCUCGACCUUCCCUCGCGUCUCCAACCGUCAGCAGCGACGCCAAAUCUGUCCGAACUGACGGUAUCAGUAAUGAGGUGGACCAAAGUGACCAGAACAGAACCCUCACACGUCGUCUCCCUGACAUCAUCAUCAUCGGGGUGAGGAAGGGCGGCACGCGGGCGCUAAUCGAGAUGCUAAGCCUCCACAAUUCUAUCGCCGCUGCUAAAACCGAGGUUCACUUCUUCGAUUCGGACGAGCGUUACCACCGGGGACUGGAGUGGUACAGGUCACAGAUGCCUCUGGCCCGACCUGAGCAGCUAACGGUGGAGAAGACGCCGGCGUACUUCAGUUCUGCUGACGCCCCAGAGAGGAUCCACCACAUGAACGCCGCCGCCCGGCUCCUGCUGAUCGUCCGGGACCCGGUGGAACGCGUGCUGUCGGAUUACACGCAGGUUUUCUACAAUCAGCUCCAGAAACGCAAGAAAACGCAGAACAUCGAAGAUCUGCUGCUGAGGGACGGAGAGCUGAACCUGGACUACAAGGCCGUGAACCGGAGCGUCUACUACUGGCACAUGGAGCGCUGGCUCGCCGUGUUUCCACCCGAAAGCUUUUACAUCGUGGACGGAGACGCGCUGAUCCGAGAGCCGCUGGAGGAAAUAAGAAGGGUCGAGAGUUUUUUAUGUCUGCAGCCGCAGAUCAGUGAGGAGAACUUUUAUUUUAAUAAAACAAAAGGAUUUUACUGUCUGAGGGAUCGAGGCCGUAAUCACUGCCUGCACGAGUCAAAGGGACGAGCGCAUCCCAACCUGGCGCCGCAGAUCCUGCACAAACUGCAGCAGUACUUUAAAGAACCAAACCGGAAGUUCUUUAAGCUCGUAGGAAGAACGUUUGACUGGAGCUGAGACUGUUAGAGCUGACGGACAGUAAAAUCCUGUAAAUUCUAGAGAUUUAAUCAGGAAUAAAUGAAAAAUUCUUGAUUGUAGAACAGAAAAAACAAGAGGCAGUCGGGCGGUGCAGCAGCUAAUGUGCUAAACCACCACCGCCUAGACCACCAGUUAUAAUCUCAGCUGUGCUGUCAACCUAACUGUGUGUCCAACAGGCACAGUUAACUGUGACUAUGGGAGGGAAAAUUGACAUGGUUCCAUAACAUGGGUCCUGAGGACCUGGGUUAGAUUGUCCCCUUCAACCCUGGUCUAAGGAGUUUAGCAAGUUCUCCUUAUGUAGAUAGCUAGGCUUCCAAAAGAUGAACAGGCUGGUGCACAGUGGUGAUGAACCGACGGUCUGGUGUCCAGGAUUAAAUCAACUAACAGGAAUCCAACAUUUCUGUCAGUGACUGAAACAUUUCACUGACUGUAAAACAGAAUCACGACUGACGUCUGUCAGGACGAAAGUAGCGUUUAUAAAUCCUAUAUAACUGAAUAUGCACGUCUAACAUUAAUAAUACGUUUAUUUUAAUGGUGUGUGAUUAUAACCAGAGUAUUUCAGAGAUCUAACGGCUGAUUGGUCAGUUACUAUUACAGUUAUUACAUCAGCAGCUAUUAGUUAUAACAACGUAAACUCACACGAUUAACCGGCACUAACGUCCGAUUUAUCUUAUAUAGCUUCAUUAUUUUAUGUUUUUAUUAAAUAACUUACUAACCAAAAGUUUGAUUAUAAUUAUUUAUUAGGUGUUAAAACUACUGCUAAUCUCUAAUAGAACACCAGUUUAACUAGCUGCUGUACUAGCAGGUUUGUCACUAACUGGAAGGUUAUUAUGUAAAAGUGAAUAUUUAGAUUAAGUUGUUAUUAAAACAUUUUACAUUUCCAGCAUUAAUCAAACGUCUUUAUUCAGAGCGACUGAGAGAAAAGCUUCAGUCACUAAACAUUUCACACCAAACACACCGAGCUGAGAACCAGAAUCUGCUGGAACCUGUUAGAACAGAAUAUCCAGUAUUUUAUUUAUAAUUAUUUAUUCUUUAUUAUAAAACAUGUUACUGAAUAUUUUACUGUCGUACACCUUAUAUUAAAUAUUAAUCAUUAGCUAUAAGAUCUCUGUUCUUUAUAUAUUACACUCACUGAACUUAUAUACUAUAUAUACUGUAUAUAUAUAUACAUUUAUUCAUCAAGCUUUCAUUAUUUAUGCAAAUGUAAAUCUCUGCUUUUGGAUGUUAUUUCUUUAUAACUGUUUAAACUGUUUAAAUCAUUUAUUUAUUGUCUUGGCAAACGUUUGGACUCCCUGGUAAAGAUUCCGAGAAUUGAUUUUUUACAAAUUUGAAUGCGUAGAAAACAGUAAAUAUUUGAUGUGCUGUAGUUUUUUAAAUUUUGUUUAUGAUAAAGAGUAAAGUAAAUAAAGUAAAGAGUAAUGAUGCAGUAAAAUGUUUUCUGUAGAGAACAUGCUCACAGAUUCACUUAAAAACAAGAACUAAUCAUGUUAUUUUACUGGGGUGCACAAACUUUUGCAUAACACUGGGAUCAAAACAACAAACCUUUUUUAAUUAAAUUUGAAUGAAUAAUAUUUAUUAGUAUAUCAAUAAAUAUAUACAGGAUUUAUACAAUAAUUUUUAUUAUUACUAAUAUUAGAAUUAUUACAUCUGAUAUAUUUAAUAAU
Molecule: messenger RNA, 2871 nt
Organism: Trichomycterus rosablanca
Lineage: Eukaryota; Metazoa; Chordata; Actinopteri; Siluriformes; Trichomycteridae
Gene: hs3st1
Product: heparan sulfate (glucosamine) 3-O-sulfotransferase 1
Exons: 2
Coding region: 251-1186 (311 amino acids)
Molecular function (GO): [heparan sulfate]-glucosamine 3-sulfotransferase activity
Source: RefSeq, a predicted model, not a curated record